Phycodurus eques (leafy seadragon) is the source of this 2483-nucleotide messenger RNA. RefSeq names its product dynamin-1-like protein. Gene Ontology annotation, biological process: mitochondrial fragmentation involved in apoptotic process; mitochondrial fission. The record is from RefSeq and is a predicted model, not a curated record. NCBI's taxonomy places the organism in Eukaryota, Metazoa, Chordata, Actinopteri, Syngnathiformes, Syngnathidae. Gene Ontology annotation, molecular function: microtubule binding; GTP binding; GTPase activity. Bases 126 to 2243 code for a protein of 705 amino acids. The transcript is spliced from 19 exons. Gene Ontology annotation, cellular component: membrane; mitochondrion; cytoplasm.
AGUCCCAAGUGCAGCUGCUGUUGUCGCAAUGGUGGCGGCGCCGAGACAUUGAAUGACUUUGGUUCCAUCACAAAAAAAAAAAAAAAACAAAGCCGGCGAAUUCGUCUUUUUGCAAAACCGAGGACAUGGAGGCGCUUAUUCCCGUCAUUAACAAGCUCCAGGAUGUGUUCAACACUGUGGGAGCGGAUAUUAUUCAGCUACCGCAGAUAGCUGUGGUGGGGACCCAGAGCAGUGGCAAGAGUUCCGUCCUGGAAAGCCUGGUGGGCCGUGACCUGCUCCCCCGCGGAACCGGCAUCGUCACCAGGCGGCCUCUCAUCCUCCAGCUGGUCCACGUCGAUCCGGGAGAUGUCCGCAAAAAUGACGACAUGGGCAGAGAAGGCGAAGAGUGGGGGAAGUUUCUGCACACCAAAAAUAAGCUCUACACUGAUUUUGAUGAAAUCAGGCAAGAAAUAGAAGCUGAAACAGAGCGAGUGUCAGGGAAUAACAAGGGCAUUAGUGAUGAGCCCAUUCAUUUGAAGAUAUUUUCCCCCCACGUUGUCAACCUCACUCUGGUGGACCUGCCUGGCAUCACCAAGGUGCCCGUGGGAGAUCAGCCCAAAGACAUCGAGAUCCAGAUACGAGAUCUCAUCCUGAAGCACAUCUCCAACCCCAACUGCAUCAUAUUAGCUGUCACCGCCGCCAACACUGAUAUGGCGACAUCUGAAGCCCUCAAGGUGGCCCGUGAGGUGGACACUGACGGCAGGAGGACAUUGGCCGUGGUGACCAAACUGGACCUGAUGGACGCUGGUACUGAUGCCAUGGACGUGCUGAUGGGUCGAGUCAUUCCCGUCAAACUGGGCCUCAUCGGCGUGGUCAACAGGAGCCAGCUGGACAUCAACAAUAAAAAGUCUGUGGCUGACGCAAUCCGUGACGAACAUGCUUUCCUGCAGAAGAAGUAUCCCUCGCUUGCUAACAGGAACGGGACCAAAUACCUGGCCAGGACCCUUAAUAGACUACUGAUGCAUCACAUCCGCGACUGUCUGCCGGAGCUCAAGACGCGGAUCAACGUGCUGGCCGCCCAGUACCAGUCCCUGCUCGGCAGCUACGGCGAGCCCGUGGAGGACCAAAGCGCCACCUUGCUCCAGCUCAUCACCAAGUUCGCCACCGAGUACUGCAACACCAUCGAGGGCACGGCCAAGUACAUCGAGACGGCAGAGCUGUGCGGCGGAGCCCGAAUCUGUUACAUAUUCCACGAGACUUUUGGCCGAACGUUGGAGUGCGUCGAUCCCCUGGGAGGCCUCAGCACCAUCGAUAUCCUGACGGCCAUAAGGAACGCGACCGGCCCUCGCCCGUCUCUGUUCGUGCCCGAGGUCUCCUUCGAGCUGCUGGUGAAGAAGCAGGUGAAACGCCUGGAGGAGCCCAGUCUGCGUUGCGUGGAGCUGGUCCACGAGGAGAUGCAGAGGAUCAUCCAGCACUGCAGCAACUACAGCACGCAGGAGCUGCAGAGAUUCCCGAAGCUCCAUGAGGCCAUCGUGGAAGUCGUCACUUCCCUCUUGAGGAAGAGACUGCCCAUCACUAAUGAGAUGGUCCACAACUUGGUUGCCAUUGAGCUGGCCUACAUCAACACAAAGCAUCCAGACUUUGCAGACGCCUGCGGGGUGAUGAACAACAACAUUGAGGAGCAACGGCGAAACCGGAUGAGGGAGCUGCCCACCGCUGUGCCAAGGGAUAAGUCUCUUGGCAAAGGCCCGGCUGCGGUUUCUGGCGAGCCCGCCGCGUCCGGAGCAGGUGCGAAUGGUGCCAAGGCUCCAGCAGCCGGGCCGCAGGGCGACGCGGACAGCACAGGCACCUGGAGGGGGAUGCUCAAGAAAGGAGAGGACGGACCCGGCUCGGGCCCGGGAAGCCCUCUUAAAGGAGCCGUCAACUUGCUGGAUGUGCCGGUGCCGGUAGCCAGGAAGCUGUCGUCACGUGAGCAGCGGGACUGCGAGGUCAUCGAACGCCUCAUCAAGUCCUACUUCCUUAUUGUGCGCAAGAACAUCCAAGACAGCGUACCCAAGGCAGUGAUGCACUUCCUGGUCAAUCACGUGAAGGACAGCCUCCAGAGCGAGCUGGUGGGUCAACUCUACAAGUCGGGCCUCCUCAACGAUCUGCUGACUGAGUCGGAGGACAUGGCCCAGCGCCGCAAAGAAGCGGCCGACAUGCUGCAGGCGUUGCAGAAAGCCAGCCAGGUGAUCGCUGAGAUCAGGGAGACUCAUCUGUGGUGAACUGGAAGAUGCUAGAAGAAUGCACUGAACCCUGCCGUAAAAGUAAAUUAUUAAAUGAAAUUAACAAACUCAUGUACCUUCAAGACGCGCACGCUUUGAAGAGAAUGCAAAUGUAAAUACAGUAUGUUGUUGUGAUCAUGCGAGGCCUGUCGUGACACAAUGUGAUGACAUUGUGACAUUUUAUUUAUCGUCGCUGGACAAAGCUGUCAAAAAGUGAUGUGGUCAAUAAAAAAAAGAUGC